AAACCACAGGCUUGUCUGCUGGCACACAGGGUAAACAAAUCAAACACCCGCUUCGUGACACGAGCUGGUGCGCUUGCUCUUUGCAGGAAGCGGUGUUUAUUUUUUUUUUUCCCCCCAUCCACAUUUUAGCAGCUUCACAGUCCAGAAGAAAACAGUGAUUGGCCCAGAAGAUCUGCCAGUUACAAAUACAGCAGCUGAUGGCAACCGUUGCCAAGAGACCAUCCCUGCAGGGUCCAGUGCCCCCUCCUCGCAAGAAGACAGCCCCCAAGCCAGAGCUGACCGAGGAGCAGAAGCAGGAGAUCAGGGAGGCCUUUGAGCUGUUUGACACCGAUGGCUCUGGAUAUAUCGAUGUGAAGGAGCUUAAGGUUGCUAUGAGAGCUCUGGGAUUUGAACCAAAGAAAGAGGAGAUCAAGAAGAUGACUGGUGAGGUUGAUAAGGAUGGCACAGGAAAGAUCUCCUUUGCAGACUUCCUCACUGUCAUGACACAGAAAAUGGCUGAAAAGGACUCUAAAGAGGAGAUCCUAAAAGCCUUCCGCCUGUUUGAUGAUGACGAGACCGGCAAGAUAUCGUUCAAGAAUCUAAAGAGGGUAGCCAAAGAGCUUGGAGAGAACCUGACAGACGAAGAGCUGCAGGAAAUGAUAGAUGAAGCAGACCGGGAUGGAGAUGGAGAAGUGAACCAGCAGGAGUUUCUGCGUAUUAUGAAGAAAACCUGCCUGUACUGAAGCAAGUGAAUGGCAUUGGGGUUGGUGAUGCAGGGGACUUUGCUGCUCAUCGAUUUGUUCCAAAAGGAAAAGAAAAAACUUAUUAUUGUAUUGUGCCAAACUUUUUUUUUUUCUGUAAAAAUUAGUCAAUUAAAAGAUUUAACCCUCAUAUCCAAUCAUAUACAAACUGUUAAAGAGCUGAAAAGUUUAUUAAAAUGCCAAAUGAUCCUUCUUUGAGUUACAUAAUAACGGCCUGCCAAAACUGUUAGAGAAUACCUUCUUACCUGUUGGAAUGCUGCAUUAAUUUAAUGAAGAAUAUAUACUGAUAUAUAAAGGUGUUUGAUUGUGCCUGCAUCAAUAGAGUGACACGUACAUUCCAGUGCUUUGUGUGCUAAUUUGUGCAUUAUGUUAGGAGCAUCUGUUUUCUCUGUUAUAUAGGUGACUCCCAUCAGUCUCCCAUGUUUUUUCUCUUUUAUGCUCUUUUGUUCUGCCAAAUUUUAUUAUGCAGCACAGCUGUUGGUUAACACGCUCUCAUCUCCGUGCUGCCUGUGGAUUUGUGCCUGUGCCUCUUAAAGGGGUGAUUCUCACAAUCAGGGAAGCUGCCUCUUAGCACACCAUCCUCUUAUAUUCCAAUCCAUAGACUGUAUAGAAAAAAAAGCCUUGUGAAGUCCUUGCUUUGAAGCCUUUGCUUGAGCAUUCUGGCCAUUUUCAGCUUGUUUUGUUUUGUUUUUAAACCAGACGUGAGGAGCGAGAGUUGGGUGUGCCUGUGAAAGCAAUGGCCUUGCUUGCUCAUAUAGUAGCAACUAGUCAACCAAAUGGUACAACCACCCUAAUGCAUACACUGCUUUGUUGUUUAUUUUAUGCUAUAUUGGAACAUAAUUAACAAAAAAAAAAAAAAAGCAAAAAAGCCUCAGGCUGUAUUACCUAGGAUUUGAAACAUGUGGCAGACCAUAAUUUAACGAGAAAAGUGUUUACUAAGGUUGUAAGUCAACUGAAAGCUUUUGUAAAGACAUUCACAAUUACAAGUUUCCCCCAGUGGCCUUUAGAGGGACUGCAGGUUUAAGUCACUUUCCACUGGCUUCCCUUUCCAGGUGCAGAAGUUAUGUCCAUUUUUUAUUUACAGUUUAUGGUCACACUGUCUUAAAGCUGAUUGAUGAUAUAUUUUUUUUGUCAUGCUUUUGUGUGCAUUUUAUCUUCUGUAUUUCUGAAUGUUUUACAUAAUAUAUUGUGAACUGAUGAGUACAUAAACAGCAUAUAAAACAUCAAGUUAAAAAAUUAAAUCCAGUGAAGCAGUUUA
Messenger RNA from Archocentrus centrarchus (flier cichlid), 1998 nucleotides. It is a transcript of the gene cetn2, whose product is annotated as centrin, EF-hand protein, 2. The transcript has 6 exons. The record is from RefSeq and is a predicted model, not a curated record. Gene Ontology annotation, molecular function: calcium ion binding. The coding region runs from base 198 to 722 and encodes 174 amino acids. Gene Ontology annotation, cellular component: myosin II complex. NCBI's taxonomy places the organism in Eukaryota, Metazoa, Chordata, Actinopteri, Cichliformes, Cichlidae.